AUGCCUUUUCCUAUGGCAGAUCCAAACCUCGCAGCCGCUCCCAACUUCCAUUUGCCCAAAUAUGCGGAAGCAAGAGCCCAUCUUGUCAACAAUGCCAUUGAUGACUUACAAGCAGUGCUUAUCUUAGCCAAUAUCUGGUGUAUUCAAAAUGAAGUACACAAACAGCAAUGGACUACCAGACUCGAAAGAGAAGCACAAGAAGCCAAAGCCAAGCGAAGAGAAGCCGAAGAAGAAGAAGCACAACACCAACAAGCGCUAAAAGCAGAACAAAAAGCAGCUAUCAAGGAGGAACGCAAGAAGAAUAAGGCCAAAUAUGCCCCCAUCAAAGACAUUGAAAAGAUAAAAGCUGGCGAGUACUGUGACCUUUUCUCCUUCACUAACAAGGGCCUCGAAGAAGCAUCCCGGUCAGCCUUCACGGCAGACAAAGAUGCACUUGUAAUGCUACCUUCAACUGAUGUUCUACAUAAGUGGUUACCAGCUGGGGCAGCCAAAGACCCAAAGCUCCAAGUCAUUAAAGAUGAAAAUCUCACCUGGGAACAGUUCAACGAAGCAGCACCUCGCAUGGUCACCCUCAUGAAAGACAACGACUGGCCAGACAACCGAGUAGAAAUGCACAUUGCUUUCUGGUCUGCAUUGCAGACUCACAGAUGGUGCCAUGAUUUCAAUGUCAACAAGCAACAUGCACUUCUCCUAUACCAAGCUCAACAGUACGUCCUUUCCCCUCCAAAACUCACCUCAAAGAUUCAAAACUAA
Messenger RNA from Suillus bovinus, 753 nucleotides. RefSeq lists its product as uncharacterized. NCBI's taxonomy places the organism in Eukaryota, Fungi, Basidiomycota, Agaricomycetes, Boletales, Suillaceae. Bases 1 to 753 code for a protein of 250 amino acids. The transcript is spliced from 3 exons. The record is from RefSeq and is a predicted model, not a curated record.